UUAAACAUUUCAAACAUGAUUUUUUCGCCCUUUUUACUGCCACCAGAUGGCUUUACAGCUCUCUAGGCUGCCUCAAUUAAGCUUCAUAUCCUUCCCAUAACAUUUCCGCAACACGAGAUAAAUUUCUGUUGAGUUAAGGUUGUUAUCGUUUUAUAUGUCUCAAACUAUUUCAAAUGCUUUGUUGUUGUUGUCGUCUUGUAAAAGCUAGGCUGAAAAUAGUUGUAUUGCAUAAAUGAAGAUUGUCCUAAGAUUUUAUACUAAGUAGCUUUGAAAGCAUUUUUAAGAAGAAACCACGCAUUUUCGAAAAAUGCAAGCGCUUCUAAUACAGCCUAAGGAUGAAAGUGCCUUCAAACAUUCUAUUGAGAACUCCGAAGUUAGAUUCUGUAUUGCUGUCUCUUAAUUCAUCAAACAUCUGUGGCAACAAAAGCGCAUCGACAGUUUUGUUGGAUGCAGUGUCCGUCGAAGCUUUGAACAAGGCUAAACCUUUUCAAGAAAUUCCAGGACCUAAAUCCCUCCCACUCAUUGGAAACAUUCACAGAUACUUGCCCGGCAUUGGUGAAUAUUCGAAAAGCAAAUGGCACGAGGCACAACGAAUGAAAUUCCAGCAGUACGGGCCAAUCGUCAGAGAGCAAAUGGUUCCCGGGGUCAACUUCGUUCACCUCUAUGAUCCAAAGGACAUGGAAGUAGUUAGCCGGAACGAAGGGAAAUUUCCGAAAAGAGAGUUUUUUGUGGGAAUGAAGACACUGAGAGAACGAAAUCCGGAAAUGUAUUCUACAGUUGGAGUAGCAGCCGGCAAUGGUGAAGAAUGGUACCGCAUCCGUAGCAAAUCCCAAAAAGCCAUGAUGCGUCCACAGAUUAUGAAAACCUUUCUGCCACAGAUGAAUCUCAUUGCUGAUGAUUUGAUCCGGCGGAUCCGACUCUUGCGGCAGCCCGAUCAUCAGGUGCCACUUUUUCUCAAUGAACUCUUCAAGUGGGCACUAGAAUCGGUUACCUAUAUCUUGUUCGAACAGCGUUUGGGUUGUCUGGAGGACAACUUAAGCCCUGAUUCCGUGGCGCAACAAUAUAUACAAGCAGUCAAUAGCUUCUUCCAACUAUCUGCUAAAGUUGAACUUUCCUCACUACCAGUUUGGAGGGUAUGGCCUGCCCUUUCACCCUCAUUCAGGAAACUUGCCAAUGUGCACGAUUUCUUUUUCGAGAACGCUCUUAAAUAUGUUCAGACGAAACUGCAGGAUCUAAAGAAUAAAGACGAUGGAAAUGACAAUGAGGACGAAAUCAGUCAAGCACUCAUGAGUAUGCUUUUGCAACACUGCUCACCGAAAGAUGCUUGUGUUAUGGCUGUUGACGCUAUGGCGGCAGGUAUAGACACGACUUCAUUGACAUUGGCGUAUGUAUUGCGAAACUUAGCCGCCAAUCCGGAAGUCCAGAAACGACUCCAGGGCGAAGUGGACCGAGUUUUGCCGGAUGGACAACCACUGACGGUUCAAGCAAUGGAUCAAAUGCCCUAUCUCAGGGCAUGCAUCAAAGAGAGCAUGAGAAUAUGCCCUACAGUUCAAGGCACAUCCCGAACCCUUGACAAGGACAUAGUGCUAUCUGGCUAUAGAAUACCUGCUGAAACUCAGAUUACACUGAAUUACUAUGUAUCCAGCGUGCAAGAACGUUACUUUCCAGAUGCUGAUAAGUAUAUUCCAGAAAGAUGGCUGAGAUCAGCGUCCGGAGCCCCCACAACAGCUGAUUCUUUUGCCUUCCAGCCAUUUGGGUUUGGACCACGGAUGUGCAUCGGUAGGAGAAUAGCUGACCUCGAGAUGCUCACAUUACUCACCAAGAUAAUGCAGAAUUUUUGGAUUGAAAAUCAGAGUGACGAGCUAGAUGUACGCUUUCAGCUAGUUCUUAUGAUUCAGAGCCCACUUCGAUACGAGUUUUAUGAGCGACGUUGAUUCUAAAACUAGUAGAGAAAAUGCGAUUUCAAAGGAGAAUAUUUCACUCACCUCGAGUUAUUUCGAAGGUCAUUGAAGAUUCUAUAGAACCACUUGUGACACAGAAAAUAGCUCAGAGUUUAUGCUGAAGCAGGAGUGAAGAAUUCAUUGAAAAAUGCUCAGAAAACUUAUUACCAUGAAACAUAUUGUAUGAGUAUGUGGUUUGAAACAGUGAGACACUAUGCUUUGCCCAUUUAAAAAAAAAAAGACAUUUUUACGAAUAAGGAUGCAUUACACAUUUUCAAGCACGUAAUUGUGAAAUGUUUAU
Molecule: messenger RNA, 2241 nt
Organism: Uloborus diversus
Lineage: Eukaryota; Metazoa; Arthropoda; Arachnida; Araneae; Uloboridae
Product: probable cytochrome P450 301a1, mitochondrial
Exons: 12
Coding region: 336-1934 (532 amino acids)
Molecular function (GO): iron ion binding; oxidoreductase activity, acting on paired donors, with incorporation or reduction of molecular oxygen; monooxygenase activity
Source: RefSeq, a predicted model, not a curated record